This is a messenger RNA of Medicago truncatula (barrel medic), 2345 nucleotides long. RefSeq names its product probable serine/threonine-protein kinase WNK6. The transcript is spliced from 7 exons. Gene Ontology annotation, biological process: protein phosphorylation. The record is from RefSeq and is a predicted model, not a curated record. Lineage: Eukaryota; Viridiplantae; Streptophyta; Magnoliopsida; Fabales; Fabaceae. Gene Ontology annotation, molecular function: protein kinase activity; ATP binding. The coding region runs from base 277 to 2052 and encodes 591 amino acids.
GGAUUACACCUUGAAAGUGGGAGCGGCGUGGCAGCGAUGUGAUGUGGAUGGAGAUGACACGAGAAAAAGAUAUUUAUUUAUGCGUAUAAAUAGAGCGAGGUUGUUUUAUAGAAGAUGAUGAUAACGAUAAUUUCAUAAUGUAUCUCUCUUGCUCCAAUUAAAGUUUAUUUUUUUCUCUCUUCAUCGUGAGCUCACAGGAGCUUGAUUUUCAGAUGAGUUUGGCUUGUAUGGAAAGCUCGGAAGAGGGUGGAGGGCAUUCAGAGCCACCUGAUCCCGAUGUUCUCGAAAUUGAUUCUACUUCUCGUUACAUCAAGGGCAUUUGAUGAGGUUAAUGGAAUUGAAGUGGCAUGGGGACAGGUUCAGAUUGACGAGGUGUUACAGUCACCAGAUGACUUAGAUAGGCUAUACUCGGAAAUGCAUCUCUUAAAAUCGCUGAGGCAUAAUAACAUAGUAAGAUUCUAUAAUUCUUGGAUUGAUGACAAGCGCAGGACAGUUAAUAUGAUUACUGAGUUGUUUACUUCGGGUAGCCUCAAACAGUAUCGUAAAAAACACAAGAAGGUUGACUUGAAGGCUGUCAGAGGAUGGGCGAAACAGAUUCUAAUGGGUUUAAACUACCUUCAUACUCACAACCCGCCGAUUAUACAUAGGGACUUGAAAUGUGAUAACAUAUUUAUUAAUGGUCACCAAGGAGAAGUUAAAAUUGGAGAUUUAGGGCUGGCGACGUUCUUGAUGCAGGCUAAUGCCAAGACUGUUAUAGGAACUCCGGAGUUUAUGGCACCCGAAAUGUAUGAUGAAAAUUACAACGAAUUAGCUGACAUAUAUUCAUUUGGUAUGUGCAUGCUUGAGUUGGUUACUGCCGAGUAUCCUUAUAGUGAAUGCAGAAACUCAGCGCAGAUAUACAAGAAAGUUUCAUCUGGUAUAAAGCCUGCUGCUCUUUCUAAAGUGAUAGAUCCAAAGAUAAAAUCAUUUAUUGAAAAAUGUAUUGUUCCAGCAUCCGAAAGAUUGUCGGCAAAGGAGCUUCUGAUGGACCCCUUUGUUCAAGUGAAUGGUUCAACAAAGAACAUUUCUCUUCCAUUGCCAGAUAUUGUUCUUCCCAAAUUGGGAGCCUCUAAAAACAGAUGUAUGAUGUCAGAAGGUCCUGCUAGUGCACGUAUUGGGGCCAUUUCUAUGGAUAUUGGUGACACUAACGAGCUACCUGUGAUCACUGUACUUGAUAAUUCCACUGUUGAUGCAUCAAGUUCUGCGUGUGUUGAGAUAAGAAGGUUGAAGGGAGGCGAUACCUUCUUUCUAAAAGGUGGUCUAAAUGAUGAGAAUUCUGUAUCAUUGGUUCUGCGGAUAGCUGAUCAGAGGGGACAAGCAAAAUAUAUCCAUUUCAUCUUCUACCUUGACAGUGAUACUGCUGUCUCAGUUUCAAAGGAAAUGGUUGAGCAACUUGAACUUGCUGAUCAGAAUGUAAAAUUCAUAGCUGAGUUAAUCGAUUUGUUAUUGAUAAAAUUGGUUCCUGAAUGGAAACCUUGUGUAGCAAUUGAUCAUUUGGUUUCUGCAAAUGAUAAAUGGACUAGUGCUAGCCAACAGACAGACUCAGAGUUGGCUAAAAACAACGGAAGCUCAAAACAUUAUACUGAAGAUGCAGGCCCCUCAACCUCAUUCGGAAGAUCUUCCGCGAAAGAGAACGUUGACAAUAUGGAUUUAUAUUCUGAGAUGUCAUAUGCUUCUGCAACAUCAGACAUCAAUGAUAAGUUGUCUAUGGUUUCAUUUAUGUCUGCUGAAUUAUUGGGAUUCGGUGGAGGUAGUCGGAGCUCGUUUGCAUCUGAAAUUGGGGCAUCAUCUGAUCAUGUGAGCAAGUUUUUACACACGGGGAGCAACAGUAUGGCGAGCUUAUCAAGUUAUCCCAUUAGUGUUUCCUCCUUGUCCUACCCUGAUGAUGAGUUGAGAGUAGAGUUAGAAAUGAUUGAACAGAAAUAUGAAGAGGCAAUUAGAGAUUUAUCCAAAAGAAGAAACCUGGCCAUCGAGGAGAUUAAAAAAAGAAUGUCAGAUAAGAUGGUAUCAUAGAAUGAUUUCAGUAGUAUUUUUUCUUUCUGUUUUAUGAGUACAAAAUUUACUUCUUUCUUUAUGUUGGGAGGCGUAAAAGAAUUUACUAGUCUUUUUAAUAGUUGCCUUUUACGUCCCCUGCUCUCUUCAUACCCGUGAAGAGACAAGCUAGUGUAAAUAUGCAGCCGUGGAGGAAAAUGUUCUUUUAUUGUGACAAGGUGUUUUGCACUUUUGCUUUUGGAAUGGUUUAUUGAAAUUAUUUUUGACACUAUCCAACAACUGUAUAUGAUUCUUACAAAAUUCGUUUUACUUUA